Fusarium graminearum PH-1 is the source of this 1785-nucleotide messenger RNA. RefSeq lists its product as uncharacterized. The transcript has 2 exons. NCBI's taxonomy places the organism in Eukaryota, Fungi, Ascomycota, Sordariomycetes, Hypocreales, Nectriaceae. The record is from RefSeq and is a predicted model, not a curated record. Bases 1 to 1785 code for a protein of 594 amino acids.
AUGUCGCAGCUGAUGUCUCUUUAUCAAGAUCAACUGUCGAAGAACCAAAUACGCCUUCUUCGCCUCAACACGGACACAUCAAAUCCAGAUGCAGGUUGGCUCGAAAUAGUGUCACUCGACGACGCACCACCAUUCUACGCCAUCAGUCACUGCUGGGGCACCCAAGCUCAAGAUACUGUUGUCAAAGUCGGUGGAAGUCCAUUAAAUCUCACAUCAGAUUUGGCAGCUGGACUCAAUGUGUUGCAAGAACUAGCCGUCCAUGGCUCCAACUUCAACCCUCCACUAAGAUAUGUCUGGAUCGACAGUAUCUGUGUGAAUCAGCAAAGUAUUACAGAUCGAUCAACCCAAGUAGCCCUCAUGGGCCGAAUCUAUUCAACAUCGGUGACUACCCUAAUAUGGCUCGGGCCUGAACGACCUUGGACCACGCCAGCUUGGAGUCUACUGGACCAGAUAUAUCACGUCUUCAAAUCGAACUAUCCCGAGGCAAAACGCGAGAAUGAUAUUCUUUUCGGGACGUAUUCAGACUCAUUGCAUCAGCUAACAGGCCUACCGACAUGGGAUGACGAGAGUUGGGGAUAUUUGAGACAGAUGAUGCAUCUCGAUUGGUUCUCUAGAGUGUGGGUCAUACAAGAGGUCGUUCUGUCCCCUAGAGAUCCCAUUCUUAUCUGUGGAAAUCAUAUCUACCCUUGGAACACACUACAAUGGGCAAGUUCAUGGUUACGCCGUACAGGAUACAUGAGACUUCCCCAGAUUUCUGAGACAUUGCUUAACGUGAGCAAUAUGGGUAACCUACGACACUUCCGGGCAAACUGGCCGCUGGACGCAUUGCUGUCGUUCACAACGACAAAGUUCCACGCCACGGACCAGAGAGACAAGAUAUUCGGACUUCUCGGUAUCGCGGCAGAGUGUCAGGAUCCGUCACGGAUUCCACCUGCUUUACGUCCAGACUAUAGCGUCGACGUGACAGAGACAUACCUAAAAGUGGCCCGUUUUUUACUAGAGAACGGUAGCUCACUCGCCGUGCUGACUCGAGCACGUGGUUCAGAUAGCUUCUCGAUGAGAAAAAAUAGAGUUUAUGAUCUUGCAGACUUGCCCUCUUGGACUCCCGACUGGAGCGACUAUAAAGUCUUUAACAAGGGUAUAAGGACGAGUCUAGCUCGUGUAUAUUACUCUGAUCCAGAAAAGCCACCCAGGUUGGAAUUUGCCCCGCCCUUUGCAGCGUCGUCUGGACUUGAGUUGAAGCUACAAGAAUCUGAGGACAUAUCUAUCCUUCGUGUCAGUGCUGUGAGACUGGCCACUGCAACUCAUUGUUAUUACUUUGGUGAGAAUGAGGCUUCAAAAGAAGAUUUCAAACACGCUAUCGACCUGAACCUCCGAGCGGCAUGGAAUAUGGCUCUCUCUGUGUCAGAUGUAGCCGACUUGGCUUCUUGGGCUACGAGAUUCAUUAAGGCCACUAUUGCUGAGCGUUAUGAUCUCCACGGACGUUCAUACGAGCAGACAAUAAGAGACGGCAUGGCAUAUCUUGUUCAACAAUUGGAGAUUAAAGGGAUGGAAAUGAGAUUGCCCUUAUCUUCUACCGGGAAUAUCGGUCUUGGUCCCUUGGAUUCGAAACUCGGAGAUUGUGUUACUGUCAUUCUGGGUAGCAAUGUGCCUUAUAUCCUUCGAAAGAAUGGAGAUUCGUGGUCUUUUAUCGGGGAGUCUUACAUGGAAGGAUACAUGAAUGGCGAGGUGGCAAAAAUGAUCGAGCAGAGAUUUGUCCAAGAGGAGACACUAGACAUUAGAUAG